Colletotrichum higginsianum IMI 349063 is the source of this 1245-nucleotide messenger RNA. RefSeq names its product Arb2 domain-containing protein. The transcript is spliced from 3 exons. Gene Ontology annotation, molecular function: siRNA binding. The coding region runs from base 1 to 1245 and encodes 414 amino acids. Gene Ontology annotation, cellular component: nucleus. The record is from RefSeq and is a predicted model, not a curated record. NCBI's taxonomy places the organism in Eukaryota, Fungi, Ascomycota, Sordariomycetes, Glomerellales, Glomerellaceae. Gene Ontology annotation, biological process: regulatory ncRNA-mediated heterochromatin formation.
AUGUUCCGCCGCCGCUGGUCUGGCCUGCCCCAGGACCCGAUCUACUUCGUCAACGAACAAGACGAGAUCCGCAACGUCGAUAAUCCGAACUACUACUUCAAGUAUUACCUCACCAAGAAUGGCCGGGUCAACGACCGCCAGCGCUUCCACUUCAACGAAGCAAUUCGCGACAUCGUCCACGACCGCCUCGAAAAGGAAGGCCUGAACAAGAUUCUCAUCCCCUUCGGCACCGAGCCCACAUCGCCCCAUGUGCCGCUCUUCACCAGCGCCAACCUGGCCACGGCCUCGCGAGUCGUCGUCUUCUUCGGCGAACCCAGCCAGGACCUCGGUAUUCUCGCCCUCCGCGUCGCUAAUGGGCCCGGCGGCGUCGGCAAGGGCUCCAUGGUCUCGGUCGUUCAAGAAAUUGGCCGCCAGAAGUCCUCCGCCUCUGACCCUUCCCCGCCCGGCAUCGUCCUCGCCAACACGGGCGAGCUCUGGUGGUGGCCCGAGGGGAAGAAGGCGCUGAGCCCCGUCCAGGCCCUCGCCGUCCCGCGGAAGAGCAUGGUCCACCACGGCCGCGCCUUCCACCCCAAGAUACACUCCGUCCCCAGAAACGAGAGCCCCGAGGCGCACGUUCGGUACGUCCUCGACGAGGCCCUCUCCGUGCUCGUCUCCCCGACGGCCCGCCUUGACAUCGUCGGUAUCGGCCUGGGCGCCGACCACGCGACCAAGGCUCUCGACAGCCCAGACACCUGGUCCCUUCUCGGCCACCGGAUCAACACGCUCUCGCUCCUUGGCAGCACGACCGGUAUCGAUGAGCUCUCCCACAAGCCGUUCAUGGAGUUCCUCCCCCGCCGCGCCCGGGCGUACAUCACGGACGAAGCCCCCAUCCUCACGCCCCUGGCGCAACCCGGCGGCAACCGCAACACGGCCUCGUUCACGCAGCAUGGUUGCACUGUCUACAGCUCCGGAGAGGCCCACUACGUCGAGCGCAUACUGAUCACCAGCGGCGGCCCGAUCCUCGAUUGGGUACAGCAAGUCGCUCUGGCGGGCCCCGACUACCGCCACCCGGAGGUCGUCGCCGUCGACCCGCGUAUGCCGACCGAGGAGGAGUGGGCUGCCGGCAGUUUCGAUGAUGCCUGGGAAAAGAUGCCCGGCUUCGCGAAGCCGAGCCUUGGAUACGCCGUAUCGAAUGAAGCACACGAGCCUCGCAGGAAGAUUCCGGAUGGCGACGAGGAGCAGACUAAGGGAUUAAUCACAAACUAG